Messenger RNA from Prorocentrum cordatum, 616 nucleotides. NCBI's taxonomy places the organism in Eukaryota, Dinophyceae, Prorocentrales, Prorocentraceae. The record is from the annotation of a GenBank genome assembly.
GGCUCGAGCCACAGGCUCCCGGUAGUCCAGUAGACGCUCCACGCCAGCCGGCUUCCCCGCAGACCCAGCCACCAUGGGUGACGACGAGGAGGAGACCACCAUCGCCGCCGCCCAGGUCGAAGAAGAGGAGGUCACGGACCUCAUGACCGCCGUCAGGAAGGUCCUGAAGAACGCCCUCGUGGUGGAUGGCGUCAUCCGAGACGCGUGGUGGUCGCCAAGCACAUCGACGCGGGCAAAGCUCAGGUGGUCUUCCUGGCCGAGUCUUGCAACGAGGCGACGUACAAGAAGCUGGUGCAAGGAGCCUGUGCCUCGAGAAGAACGUGCCCCUCAUCGACGUGCCAGACAACAAGUCCCUGGGGGAGAGUGGGCCGGCCUCUGCAGGAUCGACAAGGACGGCCUGCCCCGCAAGGUGGUCGGCGCGAGCUGCGUGUGCGUGACCGAGUACGGCGAGGAGGGCAACGGCUACGAGUACAUGACGAACUACCUCGCCAAGUAAGGACCGAGCUCUCCGCGCCGGGGCGGCACGCCCGUGGGGCCGCGGCAUCGGGCCGCGGGCCCGGGCGCUUCCGGCCAGGGCGGCGCUGUUGCUGGCGUGCGGCGGCAAGUCGGGGGAGAA